AUGAUCAAUCGAAGGCAUUCUGACCUCAAGUGUCUACUGCAGAAACACAAGAAUGGCAUCACUCCCAACCAGCCCAUUGCAAACAUCUCGAAGAAGCGUAAGAGGAGUACCGAGCCCUCUGGUCCCAAGCGUCUGAAGGUGCGCUUCGCAGAUCUAGCUGAGGCUAUUCCACCAGAGCCCCUACCCAAAGCCUCAGCCAACUCGGCAAACGAGAGCGACGGGAGCAACGAGAGCGACGGGAGCAACGGGAGCGACGGGAGCAACGAGAGCGACAAGAGCGACGAGAGCGACAAGAGUGACGAGAGCGACGAGAGCGACAAGAGCGACAAGAGCGACAAGAGUGACAAGAGCGACAAGAGUGACAAGAGCGACAAGAGUGACAAGAGCGACGAGAGUGACAAGAGCGACGAGAGUGACAAGAGCGACGAGAGUGACGAGAGCGACAAGAGUGACGAGAGCGACAAGAGUGACGAGAGCGACAAGAGUGACGAGAGCGACGAGGACGAGUCUGAGUCCUCCACCUCAAAAGACACGCAACGGUCUGUGUCACCCGAUGAUGCUCAGGACGAGGCUUCGUCCGGUCCAUCACCAGCCCUAGAGAUCAACAAGCAUGAUGCUACCCCGGAGGGUCUUGACCUCGUAUCGGCAUCCCUCAGCACCUGCCCAAAAGAUACCUUCGACGGCUCCUCCGAGGAGAAUAUCACAUCUCAGUCCUACCCCACUGAUCUGCAUCAAUGUCAUAACAUAGACUUGAUGUACCAGUAUACCCAUCGUCUCUGGACUCCGUGUGACACUGCACUGAUGCGCAGGGUAUACAAUGAGCUGGGCGAUAUUUCGAUGCGCUUGCAGGCUGUCAUGCGCGGCAUGAGUGGGUUGAUGGAUGAGGCGGAUUUUGAUACUCUUGAGUGCUCUUGGUCUAAUUGGGAGGGUCCCUGCACGUUCGCAGAGGCGGAUGAUGAUGCUGGGGCUUUGGAGAGUACUUUCACAGUACGGGGUGAAGAGGAUCUGGGGUUAAGCUCUGUUGAGCAAGUCUUUGCGGAUGAGUCGAGCAAUGAGUAUGGGGAUGAGUAG
Messenger RNA from Penicillium bovifimosum, 1071 nucleotides. RefSeq lists its product as uncharacterized. The record is from RefSeq and is a predicted model, not a curated record. Lineage: Eukaryota; Fungi; Ascomycota; Eurotiomycetes; Eurotiales; Aspergillaceae. The coding region runs from base 1 to 1071 and encodes 356 amino acids. The transcript has a single exon.